UCCAUCUACACAGCAGUGGAGAACUAAGACCCCCAGAAAACAGCGUCACCCGAGUCGGAGUGCUGAUAUCCAAGACCCAGACUUCCAGGGCGUGAUGUUCAGGAUGGACACGGAGCUAGACGACAGUAAAGAACAGUGCCGGCUCCUCAUUACUUCAAAGUACAGCAAGGAGCUCUGCAAGAGUGUAAGAAAACCCAGGCUGAGGACUCGGACAGCCCCGAAAUUCUUUAAAACUAGCAGCUCGGAUGAGGAGAACGACCCUACAACCGGUUCUUCUAAGAGUAAAGUGUGUGCAUCAUGCUGCACCAGGAAGACCCCCAUGUGGAGGGAUGCAGAGGAUGGGACCCCGCUCUGUAAUGCUUGUGGAAUAAGGUAUAAGAAGUACAGAGUGCGCUGUGUCAACUGCUGGCAUAUCCCCAGGAAAGAGAGCAACUCCAACUCACGCUGCCCCAAGUGUGGAAACUUUGUGAAGCUGACCUCAGCUCAGCGGAAACACUCUGCCUAGGGAACAUGCAAGGAGCAGAGGUUUUUAGGUGUGACAGAGCUCUUCACACAAACAAACACGCACACAAGACAACAAUUCAAGACGACACUCACUCGGGGUCCUCUAAGAUUAACAAACAUUAGCCUUAGAGACGCAUGCACAAAAUUCCCUAAAACCUCCUGAAGUUUUUCAGGGUGAGCUGCAUGUGUGAACGCAAAACGGCUACAUUUUCACUGCCACUUUACCCAGAAUUU
Molecule: messenger RNA, 738 nt
Organism: Labrus mixtus (cuckoo wrasse)
Lineage: Eukaryota; Metazoa; Chordata; Actinopteri; Labriformes; Labridae
Gene: zglp1
Product: zinc finger GATA like protein 1
Exons: 4
Coding region: 95-505 (136 amino acids)
Biological process (GO): spermatogenesis; regulation of transcription by RNA polymerase II; oocyte development
Cellular component (GO): nucleus
Molecular function (GO): sequence-specific DNA binding; zinc ion binding
Source: RefSeq, a predicted model, not a curated record